UGCGCUGUGAGGGUUGGCGCCUUUAGCUCAGCUCCCUCUAGCGCCGCCAUGUUUGUUUAAAGGUCUCCUUAAGAGAGCCGCUUCGUCUAAGGCGGGGAUCUUGCAAGGGGCCCUUGACCUUCCUAAGUGAAUCUUCCUCCCUCUCGCCUUUCAAGGACAUGUUUACUCUUGGAUCUCCUUUCCUGCAACAUUAUUAGACAUGUGUGAACCUAUUGGCAUGACAGUUGGCAAGCCUUAUGGAAAGUGGGGACAGGAGACAUUUUUGUGGCCUCUGUGAUUCACACACAUGGGUUAACCUGCGCCUGUGUACUGCAUCCUUCGGGAUCUUCUAGAGUGAUAUCUAAGCAUUUUAGUGGUAGCUCUGUCCAUCUCCAGCGGCCCUAUAUAGGAGCCUUCCUACCUGACCUGCUGGUUCAUUUUCCACUGUUGUGGCAUCAUCAGAAGGAACUGUGUUCUUCAGUCUAUAUUCUGCAGAGUCCAGGGGCCCGUACCCUUAAAGCUCCUUGACGAGUUAGAGUUAGAGAUGGAGUUGGUAACCAAACCACGCAAACAUAAUAAUAAAUAUGCCAAAGAGAAAAACCAUUGCCAUUCUCAGGCUUCUACCUCCAAGACUUCCUCACAACUGACUUCCAAGACGGCUCGGCUGCAGGGAUCAUCCCCUGCUCGAUCUGAGGUGAUUGGGUCUGCCUCUCAGGGAGAUACUACUGUUCAAGUCCCAGAGACCCCACAAGGCUCAGCAGGCAGCGUAGAGAUUGUUUCUGCUACUCAGCAACCGCAAACAGAAAAGUUUUCUGAGGGCAAGAUCCUGGAGUCUCCUCCAAUUGCGAGAGUCUCAGUGACACCACUUUCUGCUCAGCCACCCACUUUAGAGAUGCUUUCUACUAAACCAUUACCUCCUCUGCCCUCUCCACAUCGGCGAUCAUCUCGGUCUCGAUCUAGAUCUCGCUCUGAUUCCACUGACUCUGACUUCUCAAGCUAUCACUCUAGGAGAUCUCACCGGUAUCAACAUCCUCAGUACUAUGGACAGCAUUCUCAUAGACGCCAUGACCAUCAUAACUGGAGAUAUUUUAGGUCCAGCUCCACUGGGUCAUCAUAUUCCUGUUACGAAAGUUCUCCAGGCGACAAUGAUCGCGAUUAUGAUUGGGAUCAUACUCACCACUAUCAGAAUGAGGCUUGGCCACAGUAUCUUCGGGGCCGGAACCACUCUCGAACCUACUACCAGGAAUGUCCUUUGGAGGCUGCACCUCCCCUGCCUACAGUUCACCAUACUGAGGCUCCUUUGCAGGAGAUCUCAUCGUUGACACAUGCAGAGCCUGUCCUGCCUGGAACUGAGCCUGUUCAGUUAGUUCAUGAGCAACCGUCGCAAAUUGCUCCAUCCUCUCAGGUUGAGCUGCCAGCUGCAUCUCCCGGGGGGCAGCCUUCAGCCUCUGCCACCUUGUCUUCUGAUUCUGGAUCUGACUCGGUCAGCAUUCCAAUGCUGUUGGAAGAGGUGGAUUUUUCCUCUCCUUUUGAUGAUGUGAAGGCAUUCAGGGGUCAGGUGGUGAGAAUGGCAAAGUCACUAGGUUUGGGUGUGAUGCAGCCACAAGAACGAAUUGAUGAUCCAGUUUACCGCUUUCUCCAGACUCGGACUACUGUUCUGCCCACCCUGCCCAUGCUCCCGACCCUUUUAGAUGUCAUCCACAAAUCUUGGGAGACUCCUUCUACAAUACCUUCCACAUCUAAGAGGACUGAAGCCCUUUACAGGGUACAGGACGCUGAUAUGCCUUGGCUCAGCCAACACCCAAAGCCAAACUCACUAGUUGUGGAGGCAGCACUUUCCGACAGGUCAUACGGACUACAUUCAAAACCAGCUGACAAAGAGGGGAAAAAGUUGGACUCAAUGGGCAAAAAGUUAUACUCCUCUGCAGCCCUCAUUUGUAAAAUAUCCAACUAUGAUGCGUGUAUGAGCGCAUAUCAAUACAAGCUCUGGGAGAAUCUAACGCCCUUCCUCAACAUGUUGGGAGAGGAGAAUCGUAGAGUAGCGUCAUUGCUCCAAUCUGAGGGUCUUAAACUGGCUAAGCAGCAGAUUUUGACCUCCCGUCAUAUAGCAGACUGUGGUGCCAAUAUGCUGACUGGGGCUGUAUCACUACGAAGGCAUGCGUGGCUACAGAACUCUGGACUUUCUGAUCGGGCGCGUUGGUUGAUCGAAGACUUGCCCUUUGAUGGUGUGGGACUGUUCAACGCUGAUACUGAUGCAAAAUUGGAACAUUUGCACAAGAUGCUCUCCAUUCUCAAGAGAUUGAGUUCAGCCCCUUGAAAUAGCUGAGCUCUAAAUCCAGAUCUGCAUGGUACAGGUAUGAUUUGACCUCAGACCUUACCUGCAGUUCCUCUGAAACUCAAUAUCAUCAUACCACUCUGCUGCCUCCCUCUACUGGGCAGAAAUCGAAUGCUCCUGCCCCCACGUUCAAUUCUGCCCACUUCACAAAGCACCAAAGUGUCUCUUCUAAACAUCUCCUUUGACUUUAUCUAGGACAACUGGCUGACUGUUACUAGGUUACUAGGUCACUAACAAGCUCAAGAAAAGCUAUCCUACUUGGGUCAGCUAUAUGUCAGAUCCAUGGGACCUCGACAUCGCAAGAGGUUACACCACUGAAUAUCGUCCUUCAGGCAUACUUUGUACUACAUUUGCCUCGGCCACUUAAGCAGAUGGACACUUUCUUGCAGAAAGAGGCAAUCCUUCUCAACAUCUGCUGUUUCUCUUCCCUAUCUUCUUUUGUAAUUUUUUUGUUCAAGGACUUAACUUGUGUUCCGAAGUUGGAAAUUGAAUGUCUAGGGAAAUUGUAGUGCUAUGUGUGUGGCUUUUGUAUGUUCCCAUUCCUAAUGACUGAUUUAUGUCCAUUAUCCUCUGAUGCAGAUACUGCCAUAUUUGCCCAGUGUAGAGUACUGAGGUCCUUGAACAACUACCAAGGAUUGGGAAGAGAAACAGCAGAAUUGGAAUAUAUAUACAAAUUUCAGCAUAGACAGUGAGUUGAAGAGAGACAUGUCUCCAUUCUGUUUCCCAGCCAGCAUCACAUUAUGUUGUAAUAACUCCCCCCACCAUUUAUAUGGUUAUCUACUUACCUUGGUGUUAGGCAACAUCCUUUCUCCUUCCUUUUUCCACCAUUGACCAUAGUUAAAACUGAACUUGUCACCUCAACACCCUACCUACAUUUCUCAUUUGCAUUUUUAAUGCCAUUCACACAUACACAGCCUACUUGCAUGAAUCUGAGGAAACAGACUUAAGUCUCAGAAGGCUUAUGCUAGCAACUUCUUCCUUUCUCUCAGAAGUGCUACAAGGUCCCUCUGCAUACUGACCUGGACUAACAUGUCUGUGUCUUUGAAUUCUAUAUAUAUAAAGUAUGUUGAACAGGAGGAA
Molecule: messenger RNA, 3394 nt
Organism: Sceloporus undulatus (fence lizard)
Lineage: Eukaryota; Metazoa; Chordata; Lepidosauria; Squamata; Phrynosomatidae
Exons: 3
Coding region: 524-2296 (590 amino acids)
Source: RefSeq, a predicted model, not a curated record